This is a messenger RNA of Saprolegnia diclina VS20, 1068 nucleotides long. Its product is annotated as CAMK protein kinase. Bases 26 to 988 code for a protein of 320 amino acids. The record is from RefSeq and is a predicted model, not a curated record. Gene Ontology annotation, biological process: protein phosphorylation. Lineage: Eukaryota; Oomycota; Saprolegniomycetes; Saprolegniales; Saprolegniaceae. Gene Ontology annotation, molecular function: protein kinase activity; ATP binding. The transcript has 4 exons.
CAAAAGUGCACCAAUUCUCUUCGCCAUGGACGCGUACGUGGUCGACAAGGUGCUCGCGAAAGCGCUGUACGGCGACGUUGUCCUCGCGACCGAGGUGGGCAGUGACCGGCGCGUGGCCAUCAAGCGCAUGCAGCUUGUGGCGGCGACGCGCCGGCUCUCGCUCGACGGCGGCGUCCCGAUCGCCGAGGACAUCACGAUGGAGAAGACGGUCAACGACGCGCUCUCGGUAUCGCCGCGCCACCCCAACAUCAUGGCCAUGCUGCACUCGUUCGAACAAGACGGCUACAUGCACUUUGUGUUCGAGUACUGUGCGCAAGGCGAGCUCUUUACGCACCCACUGCCGUCGCCGGCGCCGGUAGCGGCCUCGUACUUUCGCCAGAUCGCAAAUGCCAUUGGGUUCAUGCACGCCCGUGGCUUUGCCCAUCGCGACGUCUCGCUCGAGAACGUGCUCAUGGAUGGCCCUGUGCCCAAGGUCUGCGACUUUGGCCUCGCGACGCAUGUCCAUCUCCGCGUCGCGCAGGCGGUCGGGAAGACAUUUUACAUGGCGCCCGAGAUGUACACCAAAAAGCCGUACGACCCCGCGGCCGCCGACGUGUGGGCGCUGGGCAUUCUCUUGCUCAUUCUGCUCACGGGCGCGCCGCCGUUCGCGCGGGCCAACGACACCGACAAGGUCUUUGCCUACGUCAAGUCGCAUGGGAUCACGACGGUGCUUCGGGCGUGGAAGCUUGUGCACUUGGUGCCGGCGCCGGCGCUCGACUUGCUCGAGCGCAUGCUGGUCGCGGACCCAAGUAUGCGCAUCACGAUGGACCAGGUGCUGGCCCACCCGUUUGUGAAGGACCCAAAGGCCUCGACGCGCCCCCGCAAGCGUGUGAUUCUGCGCCGCUGGCUCAGUGUGCUUCGACGACGCAUGGCCGAGUUUCUCAAAAACGUCUUUCCGUCCGUGCACGCCACUACGACACUCGCAGCGUCGCGCCGCAACGCGCUGUAGCUGCUACACGGCGUCGACGAUUGUACCCUAAGUUUAAACCUCUUUUUUAAUGCUACUUAUUUCUCAACUUUCACAGACAA